GUGACCAUCACUCGCUGACUCUUUUCAACCAACCACAAAGAUAUUGGUACCCUUUACUUGAUUUUUGGUGCCUGAGCCGGAAUAGUAGGAACCGCACUAAGCCUAUUGAUUCGCGCAGAGCUCGGUCAACCCGGAGCCCUGAUAGGAGACGAUCAAAUUUAUAAUGUGAUUGUUACUGCCCAUGCAUUUGUAAUAAUUUUCUUUAUAGUGAUACCAAUUAUAAUUGGGGGAUUUGGCAACUGACUUGUACCAUUAAUAAUUGGAGCCCCUGACAUAGCCUUCCCUCGCAUAAAUAACAUAAGCUUCUGACUCCUUCCUCCAUCCCUUCUUCUUCUACUCACGUCCUCCGCGGUAGAAGCCGGGGUCGGGACAGGAUGAACUGUAUACCCUCCACUAGCUGGAAAUCUAGCACACGCAGGGGCAUCAGUUGAUUUAGCCAUUUUUUCACUUCAUUUAGCCGGGGUCUCCUCAAUCCUUGGGGCCAUUAACUUUAUUACUACAAUUAUUAACAUAAAACCACCAUCCACCUCACAAUAUCAAACCCCAUUAUUUGUGUGAUCAGUAUUAAUUACCGCAGUACUCCUGCUACUAUCCCUUCCAGUACUAGCUGCAGGCAUUACAAUACUCCUAACAGAUCGAAAUCUUAAUACCACUUUCUUCGACCCCGCAGGCGGCGGAGACCCAAUCCUUUAUCAACACCUGUUCUGAUUCUUCGGCCACCCAGAAGUAUAUAUUCUUAUUCUCCCAGGCUUCGGCAUAAUCUCUCACAUUGUAGCCUAUUAUUCAGGUAAAAACGAACCCUUCGGCUACAUAGGAAUGGUGUGAGCAAUAAUAGCAAUUGGCCUUUUAGGAUUUAUUGUGUGAGCCCAUCAUAUAUUCACAGUUGGUAUAGAUGUAGAUACCCGAGCUUACUUUACAUCCGCUACUAUAAUUAUUGCCAUCCCCACAGGGGUUAAAGUAUUUAGCUGACUCGCCACAUUGCACGGAGGUGCAAUUAAAUGAGAAACUCCUAUACUAUGAGCCCUGGGGUUCAUUUUCCUAUUUACGGUCGGAGGAUUAACCGGUAUUAUCCUAGCUAAUUCAUCACUAGAUAUUAUACUACACGAUACAUAUUAUGUAGUUGCACACUUCCAUUAUGUUUUAUCUAUAGGAGCUGUCUUUGCCAUUAUAGGCGGCUUCGUCCACUGAUUCCCCUUAUUCUCCGGUUAUACACUUCAUUCUACCUGAACUAAAAUUCACUUCGGCGUAAUGUUUAUUGGGGUAAAUUUAACAUUCUUCCCACAACAUUUCUUAGGGUUAGCCGGAAUACCACGACGGUAUUCAGAUUACCCAGAUGCCUAUACCCUAUGAAACUCUCUAUCCUCUAUCGGAUCUAUAAUUUCUCUCACCGCUGUCAUUAUGUUCCUGUUUAUUCUCUGAGAAGCAUUUGCAGCCAAACGAGAGGUUCAAACAGUAGAAUUAACUUACACCAACGUUGAGUGAUUACACGGCUGCCCCCCUCCAUAUCACACAUACGAAGAACCAGCAUUUGUCCAAUCCCCCCAGGCUCGAGAAAGG
Polypterus senegalus (gray bichir) is the source of this 1557-nucleotide messenger RNA. Lineage: Eukaryota; Metazoa; Chordata; Cladistia; Polypteriformes; Polypteridae. The record is from the annotation of a RefSeq genome assembly.